AUGAUAUCAUCAUUACCAUCGCGACCAUUAUCGAUUAUUGGAAGUAUUCAACAUACACCUGAGAUAUAUUCAUCCUUACAUAAUCAAUCAUGUUCUGCUUGUCAAUAUAGCCGUUAUGGCCAAUGUUCAAAUGUUUGUCAAUGUCCAUUGAAUACCUAUUGGAAUCAAGGUAUAUGUAUGAAUCAGUUAUUUGAAAAUCAAACAUGCACACAAGCAAAUGCAUAUCGAAUAGAUCUUAAUUUAACAUGUGCUCAAAAUUGUAACAAUGGUAUCUAUACCCAAUGUAUACCAAUAAUCAAUAAUCAACCAUGUCAAUGUUCAUCGCUUACUUAUUGGAAUGGAUCAAUAUGUGUAAAUAAAUUAAUAGAAAACCAAACAUGUUCUCAAUUAGAUGCAUGUCGAGAUGAUUUAAAUUUGACUUGUGCAACAAAUUGUUAUGGAUCAUUUACGACAUGUGUGAAAAAAAGAAUUUCAAAUGGAAGUUCAGUGUUGAUUGGUAUCACUGUUGCUAGUUAUUGUAAUUCUAGUUCAGGUAAUACUAGUGAUGCUCUUCAUAGUCCAAAUGGUAUUUUUCUUUCCGACAAUGGAACAUUGUAUAUACUUGAUAUAUUUAAUAACCGUAUGCAAAUGUUUUCUUAUGUUGGAAUCAAUCGCAUAGGUCAAACUCUUAUUCCAAAUUUGACUAUAUAUACGUCUUGGCUUUAUGCUGAUAGUAGUACCUUAUAUGUAGUAAUAUUUCAAUCAAAUUAUCUUCUAUUUUGGCCAUCCAUGAGAACAAUUCCGUUUGUAAGUCGUUCAUCAACUUGUUCUCUUACAGCGAUUAGGUCACCUAUGGGUAUUGUCGUUGAUCGUUCGGUUAAUAAUAUAUAUAUUGUUAAUCAAUAUUGUCAUUGGGUAACUGAAUGGAGUCGAAAUUCGGCAAAUGCAACACGAAUUCUAGUUGGAACUGGUAUUGCAGGCAACAAUAAUCGUAGCAAUCAUCGAAUUCAAUUAUUUAAUUUAACGAGUAAUACGUCGAAUAUUGGUAUAACAGUUGCAGGAGGCAAUGGACCAGGUGUUGCAAUGAAUCAACUUCAAUCGCCGAAUGGUGUUUGGGUGUCUCGAAUCGAUAGAACAAUCUAUGUUGCAGAUACAGGCAAUCAUCGUAUACAAAUGUGGCUUGCCAAUACUACAACAGAUAUCAAAAUAGCUGGUAAUUCUACCGGUCAAAUGGGUACUAAUGCUAGUGAACUUCGUACUCCAUGGAAUGUUGUCCUUGAUCGAAAUGAGAAUAAUCUCUAUGUUUCAGACACUGGUAAUCAUCGCAUUCAAAAAUUUAAUCUUCACUAA
This is a messenger RNA of Rotaria sp. Silwood2, 1329 nucleotides long. NCBI's taxonomy places the organism in Eukaryota, Metazoa, Rotifera, Eurotatoria, Philodinida, Philodinidae. The record is from the annotation of a GenBank genome assembly.